AUCAUAAGGUAACAAGGGAAACCUUCAAAACUGCUUAUUCCGGCAAUGGUAUCUCCAUUGUUGGCUCCAUGAGCAUAUAUUUUGACAGAGACGAAGACCGGAUAAACGUGCAAAAUAUGUCUGCAAGUCCAGCUACAGGAGUGGAAGCAGACGACCCUUAUGAUUUAUCCGACGACAGUGACAAAGCGGCCCUUCUUGACCAUGAACAUAGGGACACUGAUAUUCAAUCGAAUGACCCACGGGACGACAAAAUCCUCACCGCUAUAGUAACCCCUGGUAAUACAGCUACUUCGGCGAGGGCUUACGUAACAGUGGCGAUUUUAUGUUUUGUUAACUUAUUAAAUUACAUGGACAGAUUCACUGUGGCAGGGAAUUUAAAAGAUAUCCAACAUUUUUAUAGUUUAACGGAUGCUGAAGCAGGAGCUCUACAGACUGUAUUUGUAUGUAUGUACAUGGUAGCAGCACCUGUAUUUGGUUUCCUUGGUGAUAGAUACAACCGUAAAAUCAUUAUGAGUUUUGGUAUAUUUAUGUGGACUUGUUUUACACUAGUGGGAUCAUUUAUACCUAAACAGAAUGUGUGGAUUUUCUUUGCAAUGCGUGGUUUAGUUGGUAUCGGGGAGGCUAGUUAUUCCACUAUCGCACCAACCCUUAUAGCGGAUUUAUUUGUUAAAGGUCAAAGAACACGAAUGUUAGCAGUUUUUUACUUCGCUAUUCCAGUCGGCAGUGGUCUAGGAUAUGUCGUUGGUAGUGAAGUGGCCCAUGCUGCAGGUUCAUGGCAGUGGGGACUUAGAAUCACUCCUGUACUAGGAGUAGUUUCAUUGAUUCUUAUAGUGGGUGUUCUCAAAGAACCACAACGUGGACAGUCAGACACAGGACAUACUGUUAGAGCGACGAGCUAUUUACAGGAUUUGAAAGCCCUUGCAGGGAAUCAUAGUUACAUCUGGUCAUGUCUGGGUUAUGUUGGCGUAGCUUGGGUUGCUGGCUGUCUGUCAUGGUGGGCACCAAGGUAUAUACAGUAUGCGUAUGCACUACGAGGUCAGAGUCAGGAUAGCGUUGCUUUGGUGUUUGGUGGAAUCACCGUAGUUACCGGUAUAAUUGGUGUUGGUCUAGGGGCAGAGUCAGCUAGAAGAUUGCGUAAAUACAACCAGAAAGCUGAUGCAUGGGUGUGUGCAUUUGGUCUGAUGGCAUGUUCGCCAUUUCUCUAUCUUGCCUUGGUAUUUACACGCUCCAGUGAAGCCAUGACUUGGGUGAUGAUAUUUCUUGGCGAGACUUGUCUCUCCUUAAAUUGGGCAGUGACCUCUGAUAUACUGUUGUAUGUGGUGACUCCAACAAGACGAGCCACAGCCAAUGCAUUCCAGAUGUUGGCGUCACAUUUAUUGGGGGACGCUACAAGUCCUUAUAUUGUAGGCCAGAUUUCUGAUUUUAUUCGACACGGUGAACAAGACACAGCGUUUACCCAGUUUUAUUCAUUGCAGUAUGCCUUGUAUCUGAACUGCUUCAUUGCGGUCCUUGGUGGCGGCUGCUACUUAGCAGUCUCGCUCUACAUUGUAUACGACAAAGCCAAGGCUGAACACGACACUAAAGAUCUAGAAGAGAAAAGCACUUCACAACCUGAUCAAGUUACAAUAUGAGUUUCUGUGUACAAUAGCAACGUCACCAUCAGAUGCCAACUAUUUGUCAUUAUAUCCCACCCAAUAAUCUCUGGGUUUGCAGAAUCUUGCUCUUCCAUUUGAGUAAUCUACUCAUCACUACCCAAACAAUAGCAGAAUCCUUGUACAUUCUAGUAGCUGCCUCUAUUCUAUAAUUUUACAUAUGGAAUAUUCAGUGUAAUUACCAUGAUAUCAAUGAACACAAUAGAAGUACUUGUUAUCAUAUUACUUUGCUAUGCAUGUUGGAUGUGGUUUAUUCAUGAGGAGAACAGAUUGUUUUCAAAUCUUAUGACAAAUAUGCUAAUUGAUAUACUGUUAGUAUAUUUAAAUAUAGGUUGUCUUAAUUAUAUCGGUCACCCUAUCAUCAUUUUAGUUACAGUGUGUCAUAAUUUGGGGAUAUUGCGAGUAUCUGCAUUCUAUCUGAUCAGAAAAUGCAAAUUGUAAAUAUUAAACGAAACGGUGGUUUUUCUAAGAAGGCGUACAUUUUUGAAAACUAAAUUCAUAGCGAGAUUGUAACUCUGAUUUUUACCAUUUCGCAGGUCUCCUACAAUAAAUAAU
This is a messenger RNA of Saccoglossus kowalevskii, 2207 nucleotides long. RefSeq names its product protein spinster homolog 1-like. The record is from RefSeq and is a predicted model, not a curated record. NCBI's taxonomy places the organism in Eukaryota, Metazoa, Hemichordata, Enteropneusta, Harrimaniidae. Gene Ontology annotation, biological process: transmembrane transport. Gene Ontology annotation, cellular component: membrane. Gene Ontology annotation, molecular function: transmembrane transporter activity.